Molecule: messenger RNA, 2838 nt
Organism: Equus quagga
Lineage: Eukaryota; Metazoa; Chordata; Mammalia; Perissodactyla; Equidae
Product: pre-mRNA-splicing factor ATP-dependent RNA helicase DHX15-like
Exons: 1
Coding region: 16-2388 (790 amino acids)
Cellular component (GO): spliceosomal complex; intracellular anatomical structure
Molecular function (GO): RNA helicase activity; ATP binding; RNA binding
Source: RefSeq, a predicted model, not a curated record
CUGUGAUGAAGUUUCAUGUUUUAUGCAUUCCAACCAUUAAUAAUAAAAAGCAACCUUCAGGGGACCGAUGGGAAGGAUCGAGAUCGUGACCGGGAUCGUGAAGAUCGAUCUAAAGAUCGAGACCGAGAACGUGAUAGAGGAGAUAGAGAACGGGAGAGGGAGAAAGAAAAAGAGAAGGAAUUGCGAGCUUCUACAAAUGCUAUGCUUAUCAGUGCUGGAUUACCACCUCUAAAAGCUUCUCAUUCAGCUCACUCAACCCACUCGGCACAUUCAACACAUUCAACACAUUCUGCUCAUUCAACACACACUGGACAUGCAGGACACACAUCACUUCCACAGUGCAUUAAUCCAUUUACCAACUUACCCCAUACUCCUCGAUACUAUGAUAUUCUAAAGAAGCGGCUUCAGCUCCCUGUUUGGGAAUACAAGGAUAGGUUUACAGAUAUCCUAGUUAGACAUCAGUCCUUUGUACUGGUUGGUGAGACUGGGUCUGGUAAAACAACACAGAUUCCACAGUGGUGUGUGGAGUACAUGCGAUCAUUACCAGGACCCAAGAGAGGAGUUGCCUGUACCCAACCCAGGAGAGUGGCUGCAAUGAGUGUGGCUCAGAGAGUUGCUGAUGAAAUGGAUGUGAUGUUGGGCCAGGAAGUUGGUUACUCCAUUCGAUUUGAAGACUGCAGUAGUGCAAAAACCAUUCUUAAGUAUAUGACUGAUGGGAUGUUACUUCGUGAAGCUAUGAAUGAUCCCCUUCUGGAACGUUAUGGUGUAAUAAUUCUUGAUGAGGCUCAUGAAAGGACAUUGGCUACAGAUAUUCUCAUGGGUGUUCUGAAGGAAGUUGUAAGACAGAGAUCAGAUUUAAAGGUUAUAGUUAUGAGCGCUACUCUAGAUGCAGGAAAAUUCCAGAUUUACUUUGAUAACUGUCCUCUCUUAACUAUUCCUGGGCGUACACAUCCUGUCGAGAUCUUUUAUACUCCCGAACCAGAGAGAGAUUAUCUUGAAGCAGCGAUUCGAACAGUGAUCCAAAUUCAUAUGUGUGAAGAGGAGGAGGGAGAUCUUCUCCUUUUCUUAACUGGUCAAGAGGAAAUUGAUGAAGCCUGUAAGAGAAUAAAACGUGAGGUUGAUGAUUUGGGCCCGGAAGUUGGUGACAUUAAAAUCAUUCCAUUGUACUCUACACUCCCACCUCAGCAGCAGCAACGGAUUUUUGAACCUCCGCCUCCAAAAAAGCAGAAUGGAGCAAUUGGAAGAAAGGUAGUUGUAUCAACUAACAUUGCAGAGACGUCUUUGACAAUAGAUGGUGUGGUAUUUGUGAUUGAUCCUGGAUUUGCGAAACAAAAGGUGUACAAUCCUCGAAUCAGAGUUGAGUCCCUUUUGGUGACAGCUAUUAGUAAAGCUUCAGCUCAACAAAGGGCUGGUCGAGCUGGACGUACCAGACCUGGGAAGUGCUUCAGACUUUACACAGAGAAAGCUUAUAAAACAGAAAUGCAGGAUAACACCUAUCCUGAGAUUUUACGUUCUAAUUUAGGAUCAGUUGUGUUACAGUUGAAGAAACUUGGUAUUGAUGAUUUGGUGCAUUUUGAUUUUAUGGAUCCACCAGCUCCUGAAACUCUGAUGAGAGCCCUAGAACUUUUGAAUUAUCUGGCUGCUUUAAAUGAUGAUGGAGAUCUGACUGAAUUGGGAUCCAUGAUGGCAGAGUUUCCUCUAGAUCCACAGCUCGCUAAAAUGGUUAUUGCAAGUUGUGACUACAACUGUUCUAAUGAGGUCCUAUCUAUUACUGCUAUGUUGUCAGUCCCACAGUGUUUUGUUCGCCCCACGGAGGCCAAGAAAGCUGCAGAUGAGGCCAAGAUGAGAUUUGCCCACAUAGAUGGAGAUCAUCUGACACUGCUGAAUGUCUACCACGCUUUUAAACAAAAUCAUGAAUCAGUUCAGUGGUGUUAUGACAACUUCAUUAACUACAGGUCCCUGAUGUCAGCAGAUAAUGUACGCCAGCAGCUAUCACGAAUUAUGGACAGAUUUAAUUUGCCUCGUCGAAGUACUGACUUUACAAGCAGGGACUAUUAUAUUAAUAUAAGAAAAGCUUUGGUUACUGGGUAUUUUAUGCAGGUGGCACAUUUAGAACGAACAGGGCAUUACUUAACUGUGAAAGAUAACCAGGUGGUUCAGUUGCAUCCCUCUACUGUUCUUGACCACAAGCCCGAAUGGGUGCUUUAUAAUGAGUUUGUUCUUACAACAAAGAAUUACAUCCGGACGUGUACAGAUAUCAAGCCAGAAUGGUUGGUGAAAAUUGCCCCUCAAUAUUAUGACAUGAGCAAUUUCCCACAGUGUGAAGCAAAGAGACAGUUGGACCGCAUCAUUGCCAAACUUCAAUCCAAGGAAUAUUCACAGUACUGAAUUCAAUGCUUAGAACUGAAGUUAUUCAGAGGACAGCUUUAAAAGAUGAAUGAACUCAAAAGUUCAAGUUGUGCUCUUCACGUUGGUUCAAUAAUGGCCUUUAUUUGAAAGCUUUUUAAUUUUUCUUUACAGUAAAUAUUCCAUUCUGAUUUCAUAAAUUAAACAUUUAUGCCUCCCUUUUGUGUUGACACUGUAGCUCAUACUGGAAAAGUCGAUCAAUGUUUUGCAGUUUAUUGAAAGUAGUUCUAUAUAUAACAAUGUUAUAAGCAUUUCUUUAGAAAUGGUUGAAAAUGCUCCUAAAAUGUGAUUAUCGACCAUGGUAUGCAUGAUCGUUGUAAUUGUUGACAUUCCUUUUAGAAGUUGUGAAAUGUUACAACUUGUGCUUAUGUAGACACAAUCUUCUGUCUCAGUACAGAGGCACUGACUUCAAUAAAGUCUAUUUAUACUAAA